Molecule: messenger RNA, 1574 nt
Organism: Striga asiatica
Lineage: Eukaryota; Viridiplantae; Streptophyta; Magnoliopsida; Lamiales; Orobanchaceae
Source: the annotation of a GenBank genome assembly
UUUUUUUUAACCACGGUCUGCCAGAUUUUUGUUUUAUAUGUUUUUUUGUUAACUUGGUCAAACCUGAAGGGUAGUUUUCUUUUUGAAUUAUUUCCCUUAAAAUCUUUGAGUUUUCCCGUAUAAUAAAAUGUACCUUGAACUCCAAAUUUUGUUCUUUAAGUUCAUAUGAUGAAUAAUGCUACGUUAACAUAAUAUUUUGACAUAAAGGUUGACAUAAUUGAUGUGUAAGAGUUGUUGAUUUUCAAAUUAAUGUGAUGUGUAAAACCACAAAUAUUGCCAUGUGUAUACUAUGUUAAACUCUAUGUCAUCUAUUAUGUUUUUAUAGCAUGGUCCAUAUCAUAUUUAGGGCUGAUCUGCAUAUUAGUUAUUUGUUUAGCAUGAAAGAGAUGUAACAAAUCUUUGAUUUUUAUAAUAUUUUCAUAGAAAGAGAAUAAGGUUCUCACCUGUGUUCUUGUUUAUCUAUGGAUAUACCUUUUCCAUCCCAAUUUCCUACAUAUCAGUUAUGUUCUGUGGUUGAUGUGUAAUUGGCAUGUGUUUGUCUUUGACCAGUGUAUGUAUUCAGGAAAUGCAACCAUUUAGUGAUCAUCUUGUGGUUUAUGAACGAGAAAAUGGUUUGCCCAAGAUAUCAAUAUAUUGCCUUCCACCUAUUGGAGAGCCACUUGACACACUUCGAGGUGGUCGGACUGUAAAUUUCAUUGAUCCGGUAUAUUCAGUGGAUUCGUCAGAAUCGCAAUUCUAUUCCAGUAUUUUGAGAUUUUUUUAUAGCUCAAUGAGGACACCUUCUUCUGUAUACGAUUAUGAUAUGAAUUCUGGGACCUUAGUUCUCAAGAAGAUUGAUGCCGUGUUUGGAGGCUUUGAUUCUGCUAAUUACAUAACCCAACGGGUGUGGGCUACUGCUACAGAUGGCACUCAAACACCCAUUUCUGUUGUAUAUAGAAAAGAUUUAGUGAAGCUUGAUGGUUCAGAUCCACUAAUCCUUUACGGUUAUGGUUCAUAUGAGAUAUGUGUAGAUCCAUAUUUCAAGGAAUCAAGAUUGUCUUUGUUAGACAGGGGUUUCAUUUUCGCAGUUGCUCACAUUCGUGGAGGUGUGAAAUGGGGAGACCAUGGAAAUAAGUAUUGUUCCACGGAAAAGCUUUGCAUCGAGAGGAGAAGUGCUGGUGGUUUGCUAAUUGGUGCUGUUAUUAACAUGCGGCCUGAUUUGUUUAAGGCUGCUGUUGCUGGAGUACCUCUCGUAGAUGUUUUGACUACUAUGCUUGAUCCAACUAUUCCUCUGACAACAUCAGAGUGGGAGGAAUGGAGUGAUCCUCGCAAAGAAGAGUUUUACUUCUAUAUGAGGUCAUAUUCCCCAGUUGAUAAUAUACACGGGUCGUACUCAGAAGCAGCCAAAUUUGUUGCAAAGUUGAGAGAGAUGAAAACUGAUGAUAAUAUGAACUUGGUGCCGGACAUUUUUCAAAAUCUGGACGGUAAGAAUGUCAAAUCCUUUGAGUGUUUUCCUAAGAUAUGUAUUUUUCUAUAUUUGUCAACCAUAUUGUUUUUUUUAAAGAAUUGAAUGGGAAAACAAAACCCUCUGUUUA